GAGGGGCUGGAGCAUCAGCGCGAGUAGCUCGGAGCAGCCGCGGCAGCGGCGGCGCGUCGUUGCAGUUGCGCCAUCUGUCAGGAGCGGAGCCGGCGGGGAGGGGGCUGCCGCGGGAGAGGAGGAGGGGUCGCCGCGAGCCGAAGGCCGCCGAGACCCGCCCGCCGACCGGCCGCGGGAGCAGAGGAGAGGCUGCCCUCGGAGCCGCGCGUCCAUCACCGCCCGGGCGCGCGGCGCUUCACCCCGCGCACCGAGGGCUCCCCAGGCGCACACAAAGCCGCCGCCCGCGCCUGGGAGGGAUCCGGUCGCCGGGCCGGGGACACCCGGCGCCGCCCCCUGGGCACUCUCCGAAGGCCCACCGGCUCCCGGGCCCGCCGAGCAACCACCGGAGCCGCUUCGGCCGCGCCGGAGGAGGCGGGGAGUGGACCAUGUGAAUGGGCUCCGGAGCCUGAGCGCAGCGCAGGUCGUAUGGGCCGUUGGUUGUGAUGGGCAAGAUGGCAGUGCUCCACGGGUGUUAACAGUGCAUAGAAACACAGGCAAGAGGGGGAAAGCUCCCACAGCAUAACAGCGGUCCCCGAGUUUCUAGAUUUUUCAUUGAGUUUUUUGAAGAAGCAGGAUGCUGAUCUAGACGUGGAAAAAGACCAGUCCAGCAGCCGUAUUAGAAGACAUGUGGUAUAUAUAAAGUUUGUGAUCGUUGGGGGAAAUUUUGGAAUUUAGAUAAUGGGCUGUGUGCAAUGUAAGGAUAAAGAAGCAACAAAACUGACGGAGGAGAGGGAUGGCAGUCUGAACCAGAGCUCCGGGUACCGCUAUGGUACAGACCCCACUCCCCAGCACUACCCCAGCUUCGGCGUGACCUCCAUCCCGAACUACAACAACUUCCAUGGGGCCGGGGGCCAAGGACUCACCGUCUUUGGGGGUGUGAACUCUUCGUCUCAUACUGGGACCUUGCGAACGAGAGGAGGCACAGGAGUGACCCUGUUUGUGGCCCUUUAUGACUAUGAAGCACGGACGGAAGAUGACCUGAGUUUUCACAAAGGAGAAAAAUUUCAAAUAUUGAACAGCUCGGAAGGAGAUUGGUGGGAAGCGCGCUCCUUGACAACUGGAGAGACGGGUUACAUUCCCAGCAAUUAUGUGGCUCCAGUUGACUCCAUCCAGGCAGAAGAGUGGUACUUUGGAAAACUCGGCCGGAAAGAUGCUGAGCGACAGCUUUUGUCCUUUGGAAACCCACGGGGUACCUUUCUUAUCCGUGAGAGUGAAACCACCAAAGGUGCCUAUUCACUUUCUAUCCGUGACUGGGAUGAUAUGAAAGGAGACCACGUCAAACAUUAUAAAAUUCGCAAACUUGACAACGGUGGAUACUAUAUUACCACCCGGGCCCAGUUUGAAACCCUUCAGCAGCUUGUACAACAUUACUCAGAGAGAGCCGCCGGCCUCUGCUGUCGUCUAGUCGUUCCCUGUCACAAAGGGAUGCCGCGGCUUACCGAUCUGUCAGUCAAAACCAAAGAUGUCUGGGAAAUCCCUCGAGAAUCCCUGCAGUUGAUCAAGAGACUGGGAAAUGGGCAGUUUGGGGAAGUAUGGAUGGGUACCUGGAAUGGAAACACAAAAGUAGCCAUAAAGACUCUUAAACCAGGCACAAUGUCCCCUGAAUCAUUCCUUGAGGAGGCGCAGAUCAUGAAGAAGUUGAAGCAUGACAAACUGGUCCAGCUAUACGCCGUGGUGUCCGAAGAGCCCAUCUACAUCGUCACCGAGUAUAUGAAUAAAGGAAGUUUACUCGAUUUCUUAAAAGAUGGAGAAGGAAGAGCUCUGAAAUUACCAAACCUCGUGGACAUGGCAGCACAGGUUGCCGCAGGAAUGGCGUACAUCGAGCGCAUGAAUUACAUCCACAGAGACCUGCGGUCGGCAAACAUUCUCGUGGGGAAUGGACUAAUUUGCAAGAUCGCCGACUUCGGAUUGGCCAGGUUGAUCGAGGACAAUGAGUACACAGCAAGACAAGGUGCCAAGUUCCCCAUUAAGUGGACGGCCCCCGAAGCAGCCCUAUACGGGAGGUUCACAAUCAAGUCUGACGUGUGGUCUUUUGGAAUCUUACUCACAGAGCUGGUCACCAAAGGAAGAGUUCCGUACCCAGGCAUGAACAACCGGGAGGUGCUGGAGCAGGUGGAGCGCGGCUACAGGAUGCCCUGUCCGCAGGACUGCCCCAUCUCCCUCCACGAGCUCAUGAUACACUGCUGGAAAAAGGACCCCGAAGAGCGGCCCACUUUCGAGUACCUGCAGGGCUUCCUGGAAGACUACUUCACCGCGACAGAGCCUCAGUAUCAACCCGGGGAAAACCUGUAAGACCUGGGUCUGCAGAGAGAGAGGCCUGGUCCCAGAGGCUUUCCCGCCCCCUCCCCAUUAGCUUUCAAUUCCAUAGCCAGCUGCUCCGAGCAGAGCAGCCAGAACCGUCCAGGAUCAGAUUGCAUGUGACUCUGAAGCUGACGAACUUCCAUGGCCCUCAUUCAUGACACUUGUCCCCACAUCCGAACCUCCUCUGUGAAGCAUUCGAGACAGAACCUUGUUAUUUCUCAGACUUUGGAAAUGCAUUGUAUCGAUGUUAUGUAAAAGGCCAAACCUCUGUUCAGUGUAAAUAGUUACUCCAGUGCCAACGAUCCUAGUGCUUUCCUUUUUUUAAAAUGCAAAUCCUAUGUGAUUUUAACUCUGUCUUCACCUGAUUCAACUAAAAAAAAAAAGUAUUAUUUUCCAAAAGUGGCCUCUUUGUCUAAAACAAUAAAAUUUUUUUUCAUGUUUUAACAAAAACCAA
Molecule: messenger RNA, 2794 nt
Organism: Cervus elaphus (red deer)
Lineage: Eukaryota; Metazoa; Chordata; Mammalia; Artiodactyla; Cervidae
Gene: FYN
Product: FYN proto-oncogene, Src family tyrosine kinase
Exons: 15
Coding region: 718-2331 (537 amino acids)
Biological process (GO): cell differentiation; innate immune response; T cell receptor signaling pathway
Cellular component (GO): extrinsic component of cytoplasmic side of plasma membrane
Molecular function (GO): ATP binding; signaling receptor binding; non-membrane spanning protein tyrosine kinase activity
Source: RefSeq, a predicted model, not a curated record